AUGAAUAUAAUAUAUCGUAAACUUUGCAACGAGUUGCCCGAAUAUAUGGGGGAAAUAAGAGCACCGGCGGUGAACUAUGGUAUAGUGGGGGCAACACUCACAUCGUUGGCCACCAUAUAUAACAAGUCGUUGGAAGAGAUCAUGAUCAUUGUGACCAUAAGGACCGCAACCUAUGUUAUCGGAGCCUUAAUUAAUGCUUAA
Molecule: messenger RNA, 201 nt
Organism: Medioppia subpectinata
Lineage: Eukaryota; Metazoa; Arthropoda; Arachnida; Sarcoptiformes; Oppiidae
Source: the annotation of a GenBank genome assembly